UAAGAAAAAACACGCCCAGCGCUGUCGACGACGCGCACGCUCACCCCAAGCUCCCCUGCCUCCACACCUCCCCUCCCGCUCGCCCCGCCGCGGCCGGCCAUGGCGGCCACCGCGGCCGCCGCCGUCUCCUUCUCCCUCCCCUCGCCCCCGCGCGGCCGCGGGCCCCGUCGCCGCUCCCUUCUCCGCGCCGCCUCCACCGCCGCGCCCCCGUCCCCGGACCUCUCCAUCCAGCUCUCGCCGCGCGCCUCCCCGCCCGCGCCGGCCAACGGCGCCGCGACCGCGGCUGGGCCACCCGUGGCCUCAUCCUUCGCCCGCGACCGCGCCGAAGACCUGCAGGCCGAGGCCUGCGCCAUGGCCCGCGCCGCCGGCGCCACCGUCUAUACCCCCGAGCUGCUCGCCGCCCGCUACGGCUCCCGCCCCUUCAAGGUGGCGCUGAGGGCGGCGGAGGUGCUGUCCAAGCUGGGGGCCUUCGCGGUGAAGAUUCUGCUGGACGAGCGGAGCGGGGACUCGUCCUCGGCGCAGCGGCGAGCCAGGGCGGUGGAGCUGCGGACCAUCCUCACCAGGCUCGGCCCGACCUUCGUCAAGAUUGGGCAGGGGCUAUCUACGCGCCCCGACCUCUGCCCGGCCGAGUACCUCGAGGAGCUUGCCGAGUUGCAGGAUUCACUUCCCACGUUUCCGGAUGAAGAGGCAUUUGCAUGUAUUGAGAGAGAGCUUGGCUUCCCACUUGAUUCAAUCUACUCGACAAUAUCACCUUCCCCGAUUGCAGCUGCUAGUUUAGGUCAAGUUUACAAGGCACGGUUGAAAUACUCUGGGAAGCUGGUAGCUGUUAAGGUGCAAAGACCUGGUAUUGAGGAUGCCAUAGGGCUUGAUUUUUAUCUACUCAGGGGCCUUGGCUUUUUAAUAAAUAAGUAUGUUGACAUUGUAACCAGUGAUGUUGUUGCUCUCAUGGAUGAAUUUGCUCGAAGAGUUUUCCAAGAGCUCAAUUAUGUCCAGGAAGGCCAAAAUGCAAGAAAGUUUAAGAAAUUAUACGCCGAUAAGCAAGAUAUAUUGGUGCCUGAUAUAUUUUGGGAUUACACAAGUGCAAAGGUUCUGACUAUGGAGUGGAUUGAGGGUGUAAAAUUAAAUCAGCAAGCAGUUAUUGAAAGUCAAGGAUUGAAGGUUCUAGAUUUGGUCAACAUUGGCAUCCAGUGUAGCUUGAGGCAGCUUCUGGAAUAUGGUUACUUUCAUGCUGAUCCUCAUCCUGGUAAUAUAUUGGCAACACCCGAGGGGAAGCUUGCUUUUCUUGAUUUUGGCAUGAUGAGUGAAACACCAGAGGAUGCAAGGGUAGCCAUUAUAGGACAUGUUGUCCACUUGGUCAAUAGGGACUAUGAAGCUAUGGCUCGUGAUUAUUAUGCGCUAGAUUUCUUGGAACCUGAUGUCGAUGUUUCCCCAAUUGUGCCUGCUCUCAAGAAUUUCUUUGAUGAUGCGCUGAACGCAACAGUGAGUGAGCUGAACUUCAAGACGAUAGUUGAUGGGUUAGGUGCUGUUCUCUAUCAGUACCCAUUCAACGUACCUGCAUACUACGCAUUGAUACUGCGAUCACUGACUGUGCUGGAAGGUUUAGCACUCUAUGCUGACCCUAAUUUUAAGGUGCUUGCUGCCUCAUACCCUUACUUUGCUAAAAGGCUACUCACUGAUCCCAAUCCAUAUCUAAGAGAUGCUUUAAUUGAGCUUCUGUUCAAGGACGGAAGAUUCAGAUGGAAUAGGCUUGAAAAUCUUCUUGUUCAAGGUCGCCAAGAUAGAGAGUUUGCAGCCAAAGAUGCUCUACAACCUGUUCUAAAGCUUCUCCUUGGUCCUGAUGGGGAGGAAUUGCGUGUGCUAGUUGUGAAAGAGGCAGUUCGUGUAACAGAAGCCAUCACAAUUGGAACGCUGAUUGAUUCAUACAACGUGGCUCCAGAAUUUUUGAAGCCAUUAAUUUCCAGUGGCAAUCCGGCAGGUCCCUUCAAGUUUAGCGAGGCUGAACAGGAACAAAUGAUGGAGCUCCGAGACCAAGUUUUCAGAGUAUGGGGUCUUUUGAGGUCCUCGAAUAACUUCGACCCGAGCCUUUUGCAACCAAUCGUACAGGUGCUACAAGAACCAGAGGCCCGUGUCCUGGGUUCCCGUGUUGCAGGAGGGGUCACGCAGCGCCUUGCGGCCCGUCUGUUACAACAGCUUCUCAGGACCCCACCUGCUCCUGGAUCUUCCUCGUAGAUACUAGAUAGGCUCAGAUGAAGCAUGUAAAUUCACACGAUACUUUUCACAGGUAAUGAGAAGGAAGCAUGAUUCAGAAUCAAGUAUAUAGCGAAUUUCUUCAUUCUUGGUGGAUAAAGAUCCAUAAAUUCGCACGACCAUAAUUUGAGUACAUAGGCAAUAACUGAUAAAGAUUCUCUAGUGUUUUUAUAUGUGCA
Messenger RNA from Setaria italica (foxtail millet), 2426 nucleotides. Its product is annotated as protein ACTIVITY OF BC1 COMPLEX KINASE 3, chloroplastic. The transcript has 7 exons. Gene Ontology annotation, biological process: protein phosphorylation. Lineage: Eukaryota; Viridiplantae; Streptophyta; Magnoliopsida; Poales; Poaceae. Gene Ontology annotation, molecular function: ATP binding; protein kinase activity. The record is from RefSeq and is a predicted model, not a curated record. Bases 100 to 2229 code for a protein of 709 amino acids.